Pristis pectinata (smalltooth sawfish) is the source of this 4184-nucleotide messenger RNA. RefSeq names its product phosphatidylinositol-specific phospholipase C, X domain containing 2 (gene plcxd2). The coding region runs from base 117 to 1121 and encodes 334 amino acids. Gene Ontology annotation, biological process: lipid metabolic process. The transcript is spliced from 4 exons. Gene Ontology annotation, molecular function: phosphoric diester hydrolase activity. The record is from RefSeq and is a predicted model, not a curated record. NCBI's taxonomy places the organism in Eukaryota, Metazoa, Chordata, Chondrichthyes, Rhinopristiformes, Pristidae.
GUCUCCAUGUCCCGGGCCCGCCCUCUGGGCCGCGGUGACGGUGCGGCGGAUUACCCCGGAAGCAGGCGGCUCCUCCCCCCGGCCCCGGCCACGGCCUGUGUGUGGGCGGCGAGCUGAUGGCGGCCAGGGUCGGGGACGGCUGGGGCCGCUUGGUGUGGCCGGCGCCCAGCUCGGGCACCCCGCACGCAGACUGGAUGGGCAGCCUCCCGCCGGCGCUCAGCGCCCUGCCCCUCGCCAACCUCGCCGUGCCCGGAUCACAUGAUUCCUUCAGCUUUUGGAUUGAUGAAAAAUCCCCUGUUGGUCUGGAUCAACCAGUCGUGGUUAGGCAUCUGGCUGGAAUCUUCCGCUCUCUCUGGAAGAAAAUGAUGAAGAAGUGGUCUGUGACACAGAGCUUGACUUUCAGAGAGCAACUGGAAGCUGGCAUCCGCUACUUUGACCUCCGAGUCUCCACAAAACCGGGAGAAGAAGACGAGCUUUAUUUCAUCCAUGGGUUGUUUGGCAACAAGGUUUAUGAUGGACUGAUAGAAAUUAACAAUUUUUUGAAAUCUCACAGCAAGGAGGUGAUCUUUCUGGAUUUCAAUCACCAUUAUGCAAUGGAAGACUCAAACCAUGAAUACCUCAUCCAAAUGCUUAAAAAGAUAUUUGGAUCCAGACUCUGCAGGGCCAAGCUAGUUGAGGAAAUAACACUUCAGUAUUUAUGGGAACACAAGUACCAGGUGUUGGUGUUUUAUCACCAUCCGGUGGCCCACGACUUUCCCUUCCUCUGGCCUGGACAUCAGAUCCCAGCGCCCUGGGCAAACACCACUGAUGCUCAGAAACUGGUGCAAUUCCUGGAGACGACCCUGAGCGAGCGGGCAAAGCGCAGGACCUUCCACGUGUCGCAGGCCAUCCUGACCCCACAAGCCAAAACUGUCAUCCGAGGAUUGAUCGUCGGACUGCGGGAUUCUCUGGUUGCAAGAAAUCUUCCUGUGAUAAUGAACUGGGUGAAAUCUCAGAAACCGGGCGUCAAUGGCGUCAACAUCAUCACCUCAGACUUUGUGGAACUUGUGGACUUUGCUACAACUGUGAUCAAGCUCAACUACCUGCUCCUGCACGACAAGGCCAAACGCGAGCAUGUUUAGCACCCUCAAGACGGCGGCUGGUUUUCAGAUGUAGUAGGAUUAGAAGGUGUGAGCAUGUUGGGCCAGUGUGUGCAGAUGUGCUUCAGUCCCCAUUUUAAAGUUCUACAUUCUGCCCUUACAUUUCUGAAAAAGAAUCACUUGUGCAAACUAAUCAUACCACAUUAAAUUCUAGACCGUCUCCACAGGAGGGUGGGUGUGACCACAUUGUGACAAGUUUAAAAUAAAACCAAAAGUGUUGGAAAUACCCAGCGGUCAGAUGCAUCUGAGCUGGGAAAAGUUAGAAGUGAUUAUUUGUGUUUUCAGCUGGUCAUGGACCCUUACAACACGGAAACAGGCCCAACGGUCCAACUGGUCCAUGCUGACCAAGAUGCCCAUCUGCCCACGUUUGGCCCAUAUCCCUCUAAACAUUUCCUAUCCAUGUACCUGUCCAAGUGUCUUUUAAAUGUUGUUAAUGUACCUGCCUCAACCACUUCCUCUGGCAGCUUGUUCAAUAUAUGGACCACUUCUGGGUGAAAACGUUGCCCCUUGGGUUCCUAUUAAAUAUCACCCCUCUCACCCUAAACCUACACCCACUUAUUCUUGAUUCCACAACCCUGGGAAAAUGACUGUGUGCAUUCACCUGUCUAUGCCCCUCACGAUUUUAUACACCCCUAUAAGGUCACCCUUCAGUCUCCUACACGCCAAUGAGUCAAGUCCUAGCCUGCCUAACCUCUCUCUGCAACUCAGGCCCUCGAGUCCUGGCAAUAUCCUCGUAAAUCUUUUCUGCUGAACCUUUCCUGAAUACACUUAACAAAUUCCACCCCAUCUAAGCCCCCUGAGCACCUUGGCAGUCCCAGUCUAUGGGCAGGUAAUUUCACACAUUUACUUGUCUCCUCCAGACCUAGCCUUUGUCAUUCCCUGGCCUCUCCCACCUUCCUUCACCUGGCUGCACCAUUCCUUUUGUCAUUUAUCAUCACUGCUGCCCCAUCACAGUGCUUCCCCUAUCCCUCGCCCACUGUCUCCCUCUGCAUCAUAAUACUUAUUUACUCUUUUUUGAUGGAAGGUGAUCAAGAUGAAACGUGAACUGUUUCUCUCCAUGGAUUCUACCUGACCUGCUGAGUAUUCCCAGCAGUUUCUGUUUAAUGUCAGGUUCCUAGCAUCUAUUUUUGUGACAAAUUUACACACCUGGGUUCCACUAUAAAAAUGGAGGUACAUGAUUUCUAGAAGGAGGAUAGAUAAUAUAAUAUAUUUGGAACUAGAUAUUAUUACAAUUAAACUGAAGAAUUUGAGUAUUUCCCUCCCCAUUAGUACACCCUGACCUGCUGGGCAUGUCCCACAGAGCUUGACUAUUUGCAACACGUUGUCCUUUUUUCUUUGUGUUGUCAACCUCUAACUGCCUCAUUAAUCCAUCUAACCAGAGCACCCCACAACACAUCCCCAUGGCAAUCCUGUCCUCACCCUAUCAUAGACAUUCCCUUUGUCCUAUCCAUCCCUCCCCCACCUCUCUGCAACUUAAAGUUAAAUUGUUUAUUUUCCUUCUUCCUAGUUCUGAGGAAGGGUCUCAGACCUGAAAUGUUAACUCUGUUUCUAUUUCCACAGAUGCUGCCUGACCUGCUGAGUGUUUAGCAUUUUCGGGUUUUAUUUCAGAUUUCCAUCGUCUGCAGAUUUUUGCUUUAUUUUCAUGAAUGAUUUUGAGGAGCUGCUUUGAAAAAUUAAUAAUUUUUUUUAAAUGUUGGUUCAGAUUGUCUGAAAACAGGUGAAAAAACAUUGAAAAAGAUGCUGGAAAUCUGAAAUAAAAGCAGAAAAAGCUGGAGAAGACAUUCCAAAUUCACUACAAUUUAUCACAAGCUAUGUGUGUGUGGAGAAUAUAGUUUAAACACUAACAGAUUGAGUAAGAAGCAGCAAACUUGAAUACUUCAUCUCAGAUACAUACAAUUAUUAAAUUUUCUGCCAAGUUCUGCAUUCAAAAUAAAUGCAAAACGGAUGUGCAGUAGUGCUGUAAAAUAUUUUAAUCGGAAUGGGAUUGUGCCUGGUCAAGGCAAAUUAGAUUUGAUCAAAAUGGUUUGCACAUGUUCUCAGGGUCCAGCUCCUUCAGAUGAUGUUCAGGAACACUGGGAUUGUAUACAAGGCAAUUAUUGAUGAUAAUUGACUGUUUACCUAUCUAGAUGUAUGUACACUGACCCAUCUCUAUAUAGUAAAUUAAGAAAGUAAUUGGAUUAUAUAUUGUUGUGUUUGAAGAAUCACUUGGUCUGUUUAGUAACAUGGAUUGUCUCAAGCAUUGGUUUAGAUUUUUCUGUGGAAAUUAGGAUUUCUGUUCCACAUCUGGGGUGUAAACUGGUUGAACCACGUCUGUUGUUUAGUAAAGGGAUGUUGUGCUCCUGACAAAAUACGUGGGCCAAGUUUUCUUGUAGCGGUUUCACGAUGAUGAUGAUGGGGUUUUUGGCCUUUAUUUUUGAUUUAGUUGUGCUUUCUCUGGUUUUAUUUUUUGGCAAAACUGAGUACAUUUGUUUCUUAAGAAACCUCUCAAGAGGUGCAUCAACUUUCAGUAUCUUAAGGUUGACUAAAUUAAAAUUGCUAAGAAUAAUCACUGCAGACUAGUAGCUCAAUUAUUUCACCUGGAGUCCAUCACUCCACUUCCAUGGGUGCAAUUACUCUUCAGUCUUUUCUACUCCAUUAGAGAGCUGGAAAUCCAAAGGCAUUAUUAGUUAAAGAUCAUUGGCCCAUAUGAGAUCAACCAAUAGCCAAUCAGAAUGUCAGUAAAUAGUCAAUGAACCAAUCAACUGAUACCCUUCAUCUCAAAACUGACAGAAGACACCAAAUUGAUCAGAGCUGAGGAACAAACCAUUCUUGUGUUUUAAUUGUUAGUUUAUUGAGUUAUUUCUGGUGUCUGUAAUGCUUCAGGAAUGAAAUAUUUGAAUCUGGAAGAGAAUUGUCAUUAAGAAGUUGUUUCCAGGGAUAGAUUUUCAUGUAUUUUUGUGAAAGUAAAAUAACUGUUUCCAUUGACAGUGAAAUUUUCUGUAAACUUUUCUGAUUUUACAAAUAAACUUUUAAAAAAUAAUAAAUGGUUAUUUAAAGGGCAGUGAG